GCUGUACGGAGAGAGGCGGGAAAACAGACGGAGUCUCAAACUGGGGAAGUGGAGUUAAGGGACUGAGCGCUGGCGCAGCGGAUUGAUGUGUCCGGGAGCCCCGGUGGGGCCUUGCUGGGAGGACUCGCCGAAUGUUCGGAGGAACACAUGGUCGAGGUGUGAAAAUGAAAUCUACCGUAGCAGCAGUGAAGAAUCCGACUGGAAAAGUUCAGGCAGACGUAUGCAAACCUUUCACUGGGAAGUUGUUCUAUCUUGACCUUACAUCCAAACUAAUAUCUGAAAAAUUGGAAAAAGAUAUAAAAGAACUUGGAGGCGCUAUCGAAGGAUUUCUUAGCAAGGAGAUAAGCUAUCUUAUAACCAGUAAAAAGGAGGCAAAAUGUGUGAAGACUUUAAAGUAUGUUUGUUCUAUACCAAGUCCUGAAGCUGCUCCAAACACUGGAGAGAGUUCAACCAGCCCGGGCAAUAGGCGAUUAUGUCAAGAAGGAAAUUCAAGUAAAAAAAAUGAAAAGAGCCUUGUAAGUCGGGGGAAAUCUUUAGUGAAAAGGGCAAUCAAAGAGCAGGAAAUUCUACCAAAAAAUAGUAUAUUAUCUAAUGCCCUAAACUGGGGAGUAAAAAUACUUCAUGUUGAAGAAGCAAAGCAUUAUAUUGAAAAGAAGAAAACUGCAUUGCAACAAGUCAGAAAGUCCCAACCUGUAGUGAAGGUUGAGAGCAAACCUCAAACCCGACGCAAAGUAAAACCUCAAAAACUAAAAAGCCCAUAUAUAAAAGUAGAAGACUGCAGCUGCCAGUACAGACCGUUAUACCUUGUAUUGCCACAAUUUCGAUCAUUCCAGAAUCCUGUGUCAAAUUAUUCUGUAGAGGUGGAUAAAAAAGCAGAUCCUGGACAGAAGCUUCCAGAAACAAAACAAAGUGUAAAUAAGACUGGUCAUGGACAAGAUGGUGCAAACAAUCCAAAUAUAAAGUUAAAGGAACAAAAGAAGCAUGGCUACUGUGAGUGCUGUCUUAAAAAAUAUGAUGACCUGGAAUCUCAUAUUUUAAGUCCGCAGCACAAGAACUUUUCAGAAAGCGCAUACUAUCAAGUGGUUGACGAUCUUAUUUCUACCUUUGAUUUUGACUUUGUGGAUUGGUCAAAGUACAAAAAUGGAAGAAAAGGUGUGGGAAUAUUGAUGUUGGCUGAAAAAUCUAAAACUGAAGGCCAGGAAAGAAAUGAAGCAAAUUUGUUUGUUUCAAAAACACACAAUUUUUCAGAACGAGUGACCGCUACCACCCCAUUGCAGGAGAAUACUUUAAAGGAUCAGCAUGCGAGUCCUUGUUCUCUUCCAUGCACUCCAGCUUGCAAUGCCGAUCAAAUGUUUUCCUUGCCCUCUCCUGCGGGAUCUGCCCGUUUAUGUAACAAAAAAUAUAAAAUGGACUCCAACUUUGGACAACUUGUGGCAACGCCUCUGCCAUCUUUCAAUUUGAAGGACAGUCUCACAGGUUCAUUUGGUGGAAGAGAAAUGUUCGUUGCUAAACUAAAUGAAACUAUGGAACCUGCUACUGAAGGACCAAAGAUUAAGUGGGAUGUUUGCAAUAUUCCUAGCAAUAUCUCGCAAUGUAUUCCACAGAAGGUAGACCCUAUCGCACAGCAUGUAAAUCAAUUUCCAAAUGGAAAUACCCAUUGUAGUGAAAUGACUGCAUGCCAGGCAGCUCUCAUUUAUGAAAAUGUAGAUUCAGCAGCGGAUGCUAAUAUUAAACUUCCUAAGACUGUAAAUGACCUUCACAAUAAAGAAGGACAUAGAGCAACGGACAAAAUAUACCCCACUGUACAAUCGCAUGAGUACCUGCCUGAUUAUUCUCCUUCAGGAAAUCUGCACAGGAAAGUGAAGACUUCAGCUCAUAGAAAUAAAAAUAAGGAUGAGCUUUUCUGCAGACUCUCCCAUAAAGUGUCUGUUCCACAGCAAGAAGAUGAUUCAAAGUUUCCCAGUGAAACCCUGCUAGCAUUGUUUGAGUCCAGUGAGGAUAAAACAGAGUUUUUUGGGUUUGCUGGCAGCCCUGCGUAUGAAUCGUGCAGUAUGGAUGAUGGUGAUACUCCGGAUCAAACCCACAAAAAGAUGCUUUUGUCUCUCUUCCCACACACCACCACUUCUGGCUCUUCGUUUCUUGGCUUUUAAUGUUUGUUUUAAUUACAAUUUUAUUUAUCCGUUUUUAUCAUUUUAAUGCUCAGAAAAGACUUUCCUUUUAAUCCAUUAAAUAAACACCCCUAUGUGAGAUUUCGUUGUAUAGCCACAGCAAUGCUUAAAAUUAAGAUACUCUUAUUUUAGUAAGUAAAAUAUACUGCUUAUAA
This is a messenger RNA of Xenopus laevis (African clawed frog), 2323 nucleotides long. It is a transcript of the gene dbf4.L, whose product is annotated as DBF4 zinc finger L homeolog. The record is from RefSeq and is a predicted model, not a curated record. Bases 132 to 2150 code for a protein of 672 amino acids. Gene Ontology annotation, biological process: regulation of cell cycle phase transition; positive regulation of nuclear cell cycle DNA replication. The transcript is spliced from 12 exons. Gene Ontology annotation, molecular function: protein serine/threonine kinase activator activity; zinc ion binding; nucleic acid binding. Lineage: Eukaryota; Metazoa; Chordata; Amphibia; Anura; Pipidae. Gene Ontology annotation, cellular component: nucleus; Dbf4-dependent protein kinase complex.